GUAAUAUUCAUAGAAACUGAAAGUAGGCUAAAAACAAAUGAAGUGCUCUCUUACGAUUCCAGUUUGACGAUUUUUCUUCAGCGAUGUAACAAAUCGAUUUUGUCUGAUUUUUAUCUUUUAGUGGGAAAUGGAAGAACAUAACGGCAUUCGUUUUAUUCAAGAUACAAUGACAUAAAUAGACUCCAGUCAUCAAUCAUGCAUUGUCAUAAAAAAUAACACUGUGUAAAAUGAAAGUAGAUAAAACAAUUCGGUUCUUUAGAUGGCAAAAAUACAAGUAAAUAUAAAAUUUAGCUCAUCCUCAUCGUGUCCAUUAGAAGUAAGCAGAGAUUCAUCAGUCAGAGAAAUAAAGAGUUGUAUAAGUGACAAGACAGGGAUUCCUAAAUCAGAUCUUCGCCUGAUUUUGGCAGGAAAACUUCUGCAGGAUGGACAAUCUGUCAGUGAGCUAGGUCUUGGAAACCACACAACAUUACAUGCGUUUCAACAAAAACAGGCCCCACUGCUAGAAGUUAGAACUGGCAGUGGACUGAAUCAGUUCAGGUCUCAGGCUACAGCUGAGUCAGCACACCCAUACCAGUUCUAUGUAUACUGUAAGAAAUGUACUGCCCUUCAACCAGGAAAGUUAAGAGUGGUGUGUGGAAAAUGUCUCCAAGGCAAUAUUAUCCUCCAUCAGGUCAGUCACAGAGAAAUUGUGUACCCUUCCUCAAUUCAA
Molecule: messenger RNA, 709 nt
Organism: Saccostrea cuccullata (small rock oyster)
Lineage: Eukaryota; Metazoa; Mollusca; Bivalvia; Ostreida; Ostreidae
Exons: 3
Biological process (GO): ubiquitin-dependent protein catabolic process
Cellular component (GO): mitochondrion; cytosol
Molecular function (GO): ubiquitin-protein transferase activity; polyubiquitin modification-dependent protein binding
Source: RefSeq, a predicted model, not a curated record